Messenger RNA from Gracilinanus agilis (Agile Gracile Mouse Opossum), 1115 nucleotides. It is a transcript of the gene C1QBP, whose product is annotated as complement C1q binding protein. Gene Ontology annotation, biological process: cytosolic ribosome assembly. The transcript is spliced from 6 exons. NCBI's taxonomy places the organism in Eukaryota, Metazoa, Chordata, Mammalia, Didelphimorphia, Didelphidae. The coding region runs from base 78 to 920 and encodes 280 amino acids. The record is from RefSeq and is a predicted model, not a curated record. Gene Ontology annotation, cellular component: mitochondrial matrix.
ACUUCCCGGCGUGCUCCACGCCUCCGCUGCCCUUCUAGCCUUUCUCGUCUUUCCCUCCCCCCUCGCUUGUCUCGGUCAUGGCUCCGCUGCUGCUCCCCCUGCUGCUCUUGCGCCCCGCGACCCGGGCCUUGCGCCCCGCCGCCCUCCCGGCCCUGCGUCCCGCCGUGGCCGCCGCCACCCGCGCCUUCGGGGGCCUCCUGGGAGGAGGAAUCGCCGGUGCGCCGAGACCCGCGCCUCCCCGCCUUCUGCAGCCGCGCCGGCGCCCGCCCGGUCUAUGCUCGUGCACGUGUGGGGGGCUCCACACUGAGGGGGACAAGGCCUUCGCAGAGUUCCUGACGGAUGAAAUCAAAGAGGAGAGGAAAAUCCAGAAGCACAAAUCCCUCCCCAAGAUGUCCGGAGACUGGGAACUGGGGGUGCAGGGCACGGAAGCCAAGCUGGUCCGGAAACUGGCCGGCGAGAGGAUCACGGUCACCUUCAACAUCAACAACAGCAUCCCCCCAACCUUCGAUGACGAGCCGGCGGAGGGACAGAAGGCCCAAGAGCAGCAGGAGCCUGAACUCACGUCGACGCCGAACUUUGUGGUGGAAGUUGUGAAGGACGACACAAAGAAGGCCCUCGUGCUGGACUGCCACUACCCGGAAGAUGAGGUGGGCCAAGAAGAGGAGGACGAGAGCGACAUUUUCUCUAUCAGGGAAGUUAGCUUUCAGCCCACCAGUGACUCGGAAUGGAAGGACACAAAUUACACCCUCAACACGGAUUCCCUGGACUGGGCCCUGUAUGACCACUUGAUGGACUUCUUGGCUGACCGUGGGGUGGACAAUAAAUUUGCGGAUGAGCUCAUCGAACUCAGCACAGCCUUGGAGCACCAGGAAUACAUCAACUUUCUGGAGGAUCUGAAGGGCUUUGUCAAAUGUCAGUAGGGGGCGGAGGACCCCUGAGCCCUCAGGAAGGGGUGGGGGAGAGAGAAGUUAUUUAGCCGCAAUCAUGGAGACGGUUCGUAAGAUCAUUUUGGGCAUAAAUGAGAUGUUCCCUAACCCGCUUUAUUUUCUGGCUUGUCCUGCCACCACUUUUGUACGCGUCACAGAAUGAUGAGAAAUAAAAUUGCUUGGACUCUA